UGCAAAGACUAUGACUUGAUUCAGUUUGAUUACUGAUUAAUAUAAUCAUUUUAAAUAUUUUUAAUCCUUCACCUUGGGCUGGCACCUUGUCGUGGUGGUGAAGCUUGUGUGUCUCAUUGACCCUGCAAAGACCUUGGAAUGAGGUCUUCUUUUUCUGGAUCAGUUGAGGGGUUGAGACCAGACUAAGACCAGCUCCAGUUCCUCCUACAUUCAGUGAGAUGGACUUUGAAUGUGUCUAAAUAUCACCUGUUUUUAUUUGCUUUGUUUGAAGAGAUCUGCAUUUAGGCUAAUUAUUUAAUAUUUUAUGACAUCACUAGGCAUCGUGACAGGGUUUACCUUGCUGAAAAACAUGUCAGGCAGAUGGUGGAUCAAGUAGGCCGUGAUGUUAGCAAGGUUACAUUACACAGUAAUGACCUCUUUACACCUGGAGUUGCAGCAUUGUGCACCUGCCUAAGGUAGUUUUCUUUCCUGGUGCAUUUUGUUCUGUGGAUCUGAUGUCUCUUUUCCAACACCUAUUACUGGACUUUUCAAUGCAUUAGGAAAAGCUUCCCCGGUGUGUGCACUUCUCCCCCAAUUGGACUCCUUGGAAACAUUUUACCGCAGACUCAUUGGCAACGGACCAGUCGAGCAGUGUCCUGAAGACAUGCUUCUACUCCAGCAAACUUUUCCCCUCCUGUUUGACAUUGUGGAAGGAGAUCAGCUUCUUGAGACCUUGACUGCAUUUAUUACUGACCUGUUGGAAAAAGCAAAGUCUCCGUUCAGCAGAAAUGGAUCAAUACCAGAUGCUGUGCAAUUGGAUGUACACCGCACAAAUGAUGUAGAAUACUAUCCUUGCCUGCCUGUGGUAAGAAAUCGUGGUGACUAUUGCCUGGAUGACACAACUCCAAACAUCUGCGCAAAGAGGAGUACUCGACACCCAUCCUUACUUCCUGGAGUUUUCUUAGUGCACUGUAAACACGAUUAUCCUGACAAGCUCCGGGUUUACGCUCUGCCUGUGGUUUUAGUUAUCAGGUUUAGGUUUUUCUCAACAAAUGUCAUUUUCUUGAAAGACCGAAACUGUUUGUAACGCUUAGUUUUCAGAAGCAUAACAUCUGCAGCUGUCAAGUCAAAGAAUCGCACAAAUUAACUGACUUGCCUGUUUUGUUUUGUUUGUUUUUUGCUGUUUACUGACUAAAUCGAAGUUUUUCUUACAAUUUAUUGGCUAAAUGGCAUAACGACUUGUAUAAAUAAAGGUUGUUGAUUUCUAUUGUCUAGUGAUGUACCCCAGUUACACCCUCUCUUCAGCCUUUAUUACAUGUUCUUACACAACAUGCUUUCAGGCACUCAGUGUACCCAGUGUUGCUGUGAUUAUGUUUAAAACGGUUUUAUAUCCUCUCUUUUGAUUUCCA
Pocillopora verrucosa is the source of this 1388-nucleotide messenger RNA. The record is from RefSeq and is a predicted model, not a curated record. Lineage: Eukaryota; Metazoa; Cnidaria; Anthozoa; Scleractinia; Pocilloporidae.